Molecule: messenger RNA, 1011 nt
Organism: Closterium sp. Yama58-4
Lineage: Eukaryota; Viridiplantae; Streptophyta; Zygnematophyceae; Desmidiales; Closteriaceae
Source: the annotation of a GenBank genome assembly
AUGUCGACGCUAGCAGCCGCGCGAGCCGACAACUUCUACUACCCGCCGGAAUGGACGCCGGAGCAGGGCUCGCUGAACAAGUUUCAGGGACAGCACCCGCUGAGGGAACGAGCCAAGAAGCUGGGAGAUGGCAUUCUCGUCAUCAGGUUUGAGAUGCCGUUCCACGUGUGGUGUGGCGGGUGCAAGGCCAUGAUCGCCAAGGGCGUGCGCUUCAACGCCGAGAAGAAGCACAUCGCCAACUACCUCUCCACCAAGAUAUGGAGUUUCAAGAUGCGCUCAGCGUGCUGCCAGCACGAGAUUGAGAUCCACACCGACCCCAAGAACUGUGACUACCUUGUGGUGAGUGGAGCAGAGCGCAAGGCAGUGGAGUACGAUGCAGAGGAUGCCGGCACCGUGGAGCUGCCCUCCAAAGAGGAGCGGGAGCAGCUGUUGGAUCCGCUGGUGCGGUUGGAGCAUGGGGGCCGUGACCGCAAGAGGGCAGCAGCAGCGGCACCCACUCUAGCGGCCGUGAAGGCUGCUGCCGACACCAAGCAUGCCGACCCCUUCCGCCUCAACCGCGUGCUACGCUCCCAGCUCCGGGAGCGCAAGAAGCGGGUGGCAGAGGAGGAGGCAGAGGCGCGCAGCAGGGGGCUGGCGAUUCGGCUGCUGCCGCCUUCACAGGCGGACAGUGCAGCAGCUGCAGCAGCGCCCUUUGCACACCGUUUUGACCACAACCGAGCAGAGAAGCGCGCUGCCAUUCGCAGUGCUUCCAUCUUCUCCCCCUCUGCUGCUCCCUCUGCCGCUCCCUCUGCCGCUCCUGCUGCUGCUGGUAGCUCGUCACAUAAGCGGCAUAAACUAGAGGGCAAGCAGCAAGCUACUGUGGCGCACAGGAGCAGCGGCAGCAGCAGGAGCAGCAGCAGAAGCAGCAGUGGGGAGAAGAAGGCGGACUUGGCAAGAAAGGCGGAGCUGCUGGCAAAGAGGCGGCGGAUAGAUGUGCAGGGCGUGCUGGCACUCACACGAGGGCAGCUGUGA